AUGGCUGGCAGCUCAAAGCCACUUCGAGUUAUCAUUGCUGGCGCGGGAAUUGCAGGCUUGGCAACUGCAAUCUCACUUACACGAAUCUCUGGCAUAGCAGAUCUAGAUAUUCAGCUGUAUGAGCAGGCCCCGGAGCUCCGAGAGAUCGGAGCUAGUAUUGCACUCAGCCCCAAUGGUUUACGAACACUCGAAAAGCUGGGAGUAGAUUCUGCUCUGAGUGACGAAAUUGGUUUCCGCGGCCCGAGCGGGAUACCACACAUCUAUAGGCAUUGGAAAACAAAUGAAGUGGUAUCAGUUGAUACAUUCGCCAAUGUCUCUGAUCGACGCCAUCAAACGACACGAUUCCACAGAGGACAUAUUCAUGCUGCCCUGCUGGAGCACGUACCAAAGGAAUGGAUUCAUCUGAAUAAGAAGAUAACUCGCGCUGAAGCUAAUGAUGACGGCGUCGUUCUUUUUUUCGACGACGGCACCAAUGCCCACGGUGACAUUUUGAUAGGAGCGGAUGGAAUCCGAUCUAAUGUUAGAGCGUCGUUCUAUCCUGAUUACAAAUUAAGGUUCAGCGGGAAAGUAUUCAUGAGAUCUACGUUUGACGUAGCUCUGGUCGAGGGCAAGGUGCCUGAUUUGCCGGCUGACGCUGCUCAUUGGUGGGGAACCAAAGAUACAUUCUUUUCUUCAAGGCUUGGCAAGGGUUUAUACACCGUCGUCGGUGCUUACGAUGAUGGGCGAAGUGCCGAAGAAUUGGAAAAGUCUAUUACGUGGGACCAAGCCGGUAAUGUCCAAUUUUUGAGAGAGAAAUACAAGGAUUGGCACCCCGUCAUUAAAGCUCUGACUGAGCUGACGCCACAUGCUCGUCUUUAUCCCAACUACGCGGGCGAUGCGCUUCCCUCCUGGAUACCAUUUUCACGCGUUACACUCGUGGGUGAUGCGGCUCACACUCAUGGAGGUUCAUUCGCCGCGGGUGGUUCGCUAGCUCUUGACGAUUCCCUCGCACUUGGAUUGGCUUUCAAGCACAUCUUUUCAUCCCAUUCAUCAAAUCUUCCAUUUUCUCAAGAAAACAUUCGCCGAGCUUUCAGCUUAUAUGAUCAAACAAGAAGACCUCAUACAGCUCGCCUGCUGAGCAUCGUCCACGGCUUGAUAAGUCGUAAAGCGCCAUCAUAUGCAACACCCGAGGAAGAAGAUGAGGCUCUUCGAGCCAGAAUGAAAAGCCGACCAGAUCUUCAAUGGCUAUCUGAACAUGAUGUAGAAAAGGCCUUCGCACAAGUGGUUAAGAGCUCUGAGAAAGAUACUGCAACCGCAGAAGAACCGCCGGAGACUUCAAGAUCAGACAGUCUGUUAGAGAAUGCAAUGGCAUUGCGUGCUAGCAAGUUGUAA
Molecule: messenger RNA, 1371 nt
Organism: Trichoderma virens Gv29-8
Lineage: Eukaryota; Fungi; Ascomycota; Sordariomycetes; Hypocreales; Hypocreaceae
Exons: 7
Coding region: 1-1371 (456 amino acids)
Molecular function (GO): FAD binding; monooxygenase activity
Source: RefSeq, a predicted model, not a curated record